GCAACGUUACAACCGCAUCAAAUACGAUGGGAGUUAAUGGUCUUACAACAUUCAUUUCUAACAAUCGAAGAUUUAUGGAAACAUAUAGGCUGCACGAUACAUUUGUAAUUAUCGAUGGAAACAGUUUAUCAUUUCAACUAUUCUGUAAGCAUGGUAUUAAAGAAUGUUUGGCUUUUGGUGGUGACUAUGACAGAUACGCACAACAUAUUGAAGUUUUUUUUCGAAUGCUUUCAAAGUGCAAUGUGAAAUCCGUUGUGGUAUUUGAUGGUGGAUGUGAGGAGAAAAAAUUGAAAACCGUUUUAAGAAGAGUGAAAGAUAGAACUAGUCAACUGAAACGUGUAUUGCCUACUUCUAGAGGAACUCCACGCGUGUUUCCUCGCCUCAUGUCGCGUGUAUUCCGAGAGGUUUUAUUGGAAAUUGGUGUGCCAAUAGUUCAAUGUGAUUUCGAGGCAGACCAGGAGAUAGCAGCGUUGGGCAUCAAGUACAACUGCCCCAUCCUUAGCUUUGACUCUGACUACUUCAUUUCCGGUGUACAGUACAUACCACUACCUACAAUCGGCCACAAGGCUGUACCUUUUCGCAAUCAAUCUCAAACAACCACAUCCAACCAGUUUUUUAUCUACUGCAAAAUUUUCAAAGUUGGAAAUUUACUCAAGUGUUAUCGAGGACUAAAAAUUUCCAUGUUACCUCUACUAUCAGCACUGAUUGGAAAUGACUAUGUGGAUUAUAGUUUCUUCGAGAAUUUCUAUUCGCAACUCAAUAUAGGAGAAAGUUACCCAUCAGAUUUAAGAAUUGCUAGAGUGCUUGAAUGGCUUAGUGGCUUCGAUAGUUUCGAUUCUGCUCUUCAAUCGAUUCUCAGAACUAAAGCAAGGAGUAAUCAAAGUUUCGUUUCUAAGAAAAUAGAAGAAACGAUAGAGAGUUACAACUGUAAAUUCUUAACAGUGGAAAAAUACCUGCCUUCGAUAUGCACUGAUCGUCUAUCAAAACCUGAUAUUUUUAGCAUGGGAAGAAAGCAAGUGCAUGGGAAUGUACAGAAGAUGUCUCAGGUAAAGUCCGCUAUCAACUUUCCGGAUUGGCUUCUGAAUAAUUGUAGAAAAGGGUUGGUCAACAGCACUGUAAUAGACAUCUUAACUUUGGAAACAUGUAUCUCAAAACCUCAGGUUGAGGAUUUAUCGCUCAAGCCCUGUCAUGAAGUAGGUAUCCCGUUGAUACGAGCUCUUAUUAAAAUAAUUCAUGGUGAGAGAAAAGUAACUGUCAACUACUGGGCCAGAAAAGAGAACACUACAAUUGAAAACUAUUGCUUAGAACCAUUAAAUAUUGAUAUUCCCAAUUUAGAAAAUUUACUUGAUCUUUCACUCGAAUAUAAAAGGAGCAUAUUAUUGAGACUAUUAAAUGUCCCUGCUGACUUUAAUACUGAUAUUUUCCCUGAAGAGUGGAAACUUUAUCUGUGUACAAUUUUAUAUUGGAUGAAAAAUACUACUAUUCCUUUGAUUAUUGAAGCUCAUGUUGAGGCAUUGAUUCUUUGUCUGAUAGCUCUCAACAUCAUUGAUGGAAAUUUAGGGUUUAUACGUAAUUGGAGCCAGUUUCUCAGAAGCUAUGGGGUGAAGUUGAAUAGUCAAACCAUCAGCCCGAUGAAAUCUUAUCACAAGUUUAGGGAUAUAUUAUUUGAUGUUGAUGAGCUAGACUGCAUUGCGUGGUUUGAAUCACUGUUCAAAUUUCACAGUCUAAACAAAGAUUUAAAAUCAGACCCGAGUCUAUUCUCUAGUUCUACUAUCCAUGCUUUUGCACAAUUUCAAAUUUGCUUACAUUACUCCAUGAUGAUCAAUGCCAUUCUGAAUUUUCCGUUCAAGCAAUGCAUAAUCCAUAGACUGUUUUCUGGGACAUUUAUUUAUAAUGUUUUUUCAACAUUGGUUGGGAAUGCCGAAAAAGUUUUUCAAGAGCUGCUUGGUAAAUCACCAAAACUAUUUGAAGUGUUCAAAACUUUAGUUUCGGAGAUACUCGAGUGUAAGUCUGCUGCUGCAUCACCAAUGGCUGCUCCCUCUAAAAAAUCUAGAAAAAAACGUAAAGGUAAAGGAAACAAGAAAAUAAAUCAAUUGAACAAAUGAUGAUUCUGUGAAAAUGAAUCAAAUUCUUUUUCUAUUUCAUGUUAUAUGUUAUAGUCAAGUAGAAAAUGUAUAAUAUGUUAUACCAAUUUUUAUUUUUAUAACGAUGUAUUAUUUUUUAAUGAACUGAAGUUUAUGUUGAUUAUGCAUUUUUAUAAAUUACUUUUAUAAUAAAAGUAUUGGUAUUGGUAUAAAGUAACUUGGUAUUCCAAGUAUGAGUCUCUGAGUGGUGGGAAUAAUUCUCAAUAAUGAGAGAUAAGGGGAGUCUCAUAAUUUGACAAAAAAAUAGUGGAACCACUUAGGAAUCAACCUCGUCAUUUUACUCUUGAAAUUGGGUUAUUAUUUUAUUCAAUGAUUUUAUCUGUUACAAUCGAGUGAAAAAUUAUUGAUACUAACUUGAUGAAUUUUCAUUUUUAAAUACCAGUAAGUUAGUAAUAAAUGGUGUUGAACUCAUAUUAAUUCACAUAUGCCGGGAUUAUGAUAAGCAUCAACAUCUUAUUUGCAAUUACAGUAUAUCUAUAACUAAAUAUUUAAUAUUUUUCUUGCAAGCAGAAUAAUAAUAUUAUUCACUAAUUAACAUAAAGUUUUGUUUGUGAAAACUCUACAUAAAAACAACAUUGUAUACUAUUACAACCAGAUGAAGACCAAGCAGCGGCAUGCAAGGCCAGUUUUAGCUCAUUCAUAUUUGUUUACAAUUCAUUUACACAAGUAAGGAGCUGGCUAGUAUGUGUGGCAUUUAAUAUGUUUGAUAAACUUGAAUAUAAAUAGAAAAAUGUUUUCUUCAAAAUAUAUUGUUUUUUUUAAACUUUCAACAAUUUUUAUCUUUUGUACUAUUGAUGAUGAUAAUGAUGUUAUCCCAUCAUCAUAUUUUUCCAUGUGUGCUAUAUUUUUUUCGAAUAAAUUUACCAUUUUCUAUCAAAUCA
Messenger RNA from Nilaparvata lugens (brown planthopper), 3025 nucleotides. Its product is annotated as protein asteroid. Lineage: Eukaryota; Metazoa; Arthropoda; Insecta; Hemiptera; Delphacidae. The transcript is spliced from 3 exons. Gene Ontology annotation, molecular function: nuclease activity. The record is from RefSeq and is a predicted model, not a curated record. The coding region runs from base 27 to 2105 and encodes 692 amino acids.